UUGUAACAAGCCUGUUUUCGCAGUCAACACGUUUGUGCAGGAGGCAGUCACGAUGUUGCUGGUGGUGGUGUUUCUGUCCGUCGUCCAUGUCAACCUGCUUGAGGGGAGAUGCUGUGCCCCCAGGCAGUGGGAGGGGUGGGGCGUGAGGCUCGGGGGUCAGUUGGCGGGAGCCACCCACAAGAGACCGGAGCUUAUACAGGCCAAGAUCAAUCUGCACUACAAUGCUGACGGGCCGAUGGUGGUGGCUGUGGCCAACACAUCAGUAGGAGCAAGGAAACGCCUCCUGACAGCGAUACAGGACUUCAAACAUAAAACGCUUUACGUCCUUGAAGAUGGAGGCUGCAAGGUCAAGCCCCUCCCAGAACCUUUCACUGAACUGUGUUCACCAAAAGGCCAGGACGGGAAGUUUAUGUGGCUGGGGUUCGGUGAGACCUCCUACCCUGCCCUGGAGUACGUGUACACCUUCAAGCAGCAGACAGCAGACACUCACGGGACCAUGUGCGCCAUCUGGACACAGAAGACCUGCGCUCCUCUGUCAGAGUCCUUCCAUGGAACAUUCGUGGGAAUUCCCCAAGUGUUCACCUUCAGCUACUCCGACAUCCAGAGGGGCAUCAGGGACCCCUCCAUAUUCCACAUCCCCAAGCUGUGCCGGGAAGCGAACAUGACCCUGGUGGACGCCCUGCCCCACGACGACAUCCCCCUCCUGUCCUCACAGUAUUUCAAAGUAUGAAGCACCAUGUUCCUGGGCUUCCGUGGUAGUCGUGAAACAAUUCAUCAUUUGUACAUCUUGCACAAAGGCCAUAUCCAUUCUGUGUAUAUCACUCUUUGUAAAAGAAUGCGAUGUAUAUAUUUGCAAGAAAAAAAAAAAAAAAACUUUAUUGAUAACAAAUUCUUAUUGUAUUGACGAUUCGAUGUGGAUUCUGAGACGUCAUCAAGCUGGAGUGACUACGACCAAGUGAUGAGGAGUAUAUAUGCAUGGCCUGUUGUAACAAGCAGCAGAUUAACAUUACAACCACAGGGAAUAGAUAACAACUUGCACAGAGAUAGUAGCUGAAGCCAGAUGUACAUCAAGAAACAUUUGGAUAUAUUUAUCUAGUAUCAUACAUGUAAACAAGAUAAACAGUACAUAUAUGUUCGUAUUUUGUCAUAUGGUGUGAUAUAU
Messenger RNA from Haliotis rufescens (red abalone), 1162 nucleotides. RefSeq names its product mammalian ependymin-related protein 1-like. The transcript is spliced from 6 exons. Lineage: Eukaryota; Metazoa; Mollusca; Gastropoda; Lepetellida; Haliotidae. Bases 53 to 730 code for a protein of 225 amino acids. Gene Ontology annotation, molecular function: calcium ion binding. Gene Ontology annotation, cellular component: extracellular region; lysosome. Gene Ontology annotation, biological process: cell-matrix adhesion. The record is from RefSeq and is a predicted model, not a curated record.